CAAAACGACAAAACCCAAGUUCCACUCUCACUCUCUCUUCAUUUUCUUGCAUUUUCUCUCUCAAUUUUCUCAACCGAGUCACCGAUUCAACUCACAAAGAUUCAACCUCCACCGUCUCUUGAUUCUGGGUCUCGUCACAAAUCCAUGGCUCCAACACCAUCUUCCAAAUCAAACCAUUUCACCAUGUUGAAGACUCCACAGUCCAAGCAUCGGUUGAACUUCAAUGGCGUCAAAGCUCCACUUUCACACCCAUCUCCCAAUCACAACCCUAACCCUAAUUCUGGUCCUCAUGAACACCCCAUUGAGGUUAUUGCGAGAAUCCGUGACUACCCAGAUCGGAAAGAUAAGCCAUUACCGGUUCUUCAGACGAAUUCCCAAUCGAGGUCGAUUAGGGUUCGUGCGGAUUUUGGGUAUCGGGAUUUUACUCUUGAUGGGGUUUCAGUGUCGGAGGAAGAGGAUUUAGAUUCGUUUUAUAAGAAAUUUGUGGAGUCAAGGAUCAGUGGGGUUAAGCUGGGGGAGAAAUGUACUAUCAUGAUGUAUGGGCCAACUGGGUCUGGGAAGAGUCAUACUAUGUUCGGGUGUUCGAAGCAGGCGGGGAUUGUGUAUCGGUCGUUGAGGGAUAUUCUUGGAGACGGGGAUUCGGAUGGUGAUGGAGAUGGUGAGUCUAAAGGGUUUAGUCUUGGUGUGGGGACUUUUGUUCAGGUUACUGUUUUGGAGAUUUAUAAUGAGGAGAUUUAUGAUCUUUUGUCUACCAAUGGAGGUGGUGGCGGUGGAGGAUUUGGAUUCGGGUGGCCUAAAGGCAGUGGUUCAAAGGUGAAACUUGAAGUGAUGGGGAAAAAGGCAAAGAAUGCAACCUAUAUAUCUGGAAAUGAAGCCGGGAAGAUCUCAAAAGAAAUUCAGAAAGUGGAGAAACGAAGGAUUGUUAAAAGCACGCUUUGUAAUGACAGGAGUUCUAGAAGUCACUGCAUGGUUAUCCUUGAUGUUCCAACUGUGGGAGGGAGGCUAAUGCUUGUAGACAUGGCAGGUUCAGAAAAUAUUGAACAAGCUGGUCAAAGUGGAUUUGAGGCCAAAAUGCAGACUGCAAAAAUCAAUCAAGGAAAUACAGCACUGAAGAGAGUGGUCGAGUCCAUUGCAAAUGGUGAUUCACAUGUACCUUUUAGGGACAGCAAACUUACCAUGCUUCUGCAGGAUUCCUUUGAAGAUGACAAGUCAAAAAUUCUAAUGAUAUUGUGUGCAAGUCCCGAUCCUAAGGAGAUACAUAAGACAAUCUCUACACUUGAAUAUGGAGCCAAAGCAAAAUGUAUAGUUCGUGGCCCUCAUACACCCCCAGUCAAGGAUGAGGAUUCUUCUUCUGCUGUUAUCAUGGGGUCAAGAAUUGCUGCAAUGGAUGAAUUUAUCAUGAAGCUUCAAAUGGAAAACAAGCUAAGAGAGAAAGAGCGGAAUGAAGCGCACAAAAAGCUUAUGAAGAAAGAGGAAGAAGUUGCUGCGCUAAGAGCUAAACUGGAAGUGACUGUAGGCAAAGGAAUUCCUCCAAGUGAGGAGGAGAUUAACCUCAAGGUAAAUGAACGAACCCGGCUUCUGAGACAAGAGUUGGAAAAGAAGUUGGAAGAGUGCCAAAGAAUGACUAAUGAGUUUGUUGAAUAUGAGAGGAAGAGAAUGGAAGAAAGGAUAUUGCAGCAGCAGGAGGAAGUUGAAAUUCUGAGGAAGAGGCUGGAAGAAAUCGAGUUGCAGCUAUGUAGUUCUUCAAGGCGUACCGAGGAAAACGAACCAAAAGAUGUGGAGUCAAGUGGGUUCGCAAGAAGGCUGAUGCGUAUUUACAAAAGUGAGGAGGAUCCUGGAAUGGUGAAAUCAAUGGAUUUGGACAUGGAUGAUCAAGAACCUGUUGCGCGUGAGGUGAACAUUGUGGGUGGAGUUAUGUGCAGGAGUGGUUACAAUGUUGUGCAAGACUUCUCAAAUCAACUUUGUCCAAACAUUCUGAAUGGUGCACAAGAAGAUACUUAUGCUUCUGCACCAAACUUUGGUCAAAGAGCAGGUCUCAGUACAGUGUAUGAAGAAGAGGAGGAAGUAGAAGAAGAACAGGAUCAAGAAGACAAAGGAGAAGAAGAUGAGGAAGUGGAGAAAGAAGUCAUAGAGGAAAAGAGGGUAUGUUCUGUUGACAAGCCUAGUGCUGCUAGCCCUUUUGCAAUUCAUAGCAGAAGUCCAAAGAGAGAGGAUCAUAGUUUCAAGGGAAAUUCAGUGGAUGACAAGGAAAAUGGAUCUAGACUACUGAGAAUUCAAAAUAUAUUCACUCUUUGUGGGAACCAAAGAGAGCUGUCCCAGCACAUUGGAACCCCAGUACCUUCAAAAAAGAGGUCUGAUGAAACUCUUGAUCUCAAGUUUUCUCCUGUGAAGGAUUCUGUUUUGAAAGUCUCCAACAAGGAGAACAUGGGACCUCAUAAUGUUGUGGGAAAUUAGUCACAACUGUUUGUAUUGAAAUUUGAAAAAAGUUGUACAAUAUGUGAUGAGCAUGUGUUUCCUUCUGGAAAUGUGUUGAGUUUCCUUCUGGAAAUAUGUUUUAUUGAGUACACUAUCUCAAACCUCAAUAUUGAUACUAUGUCUUUUUGAGGUUUACCUUAUGGAUGUGUAUAAAGACAUCAGAUUAAUUGUU
Lotus japonicus is the source of this 2647-nucleotide messenger RNA. RefSeq names its product kinesin-like protein KIN-10A. Gene Ontology annotation, cellular component: kinesin complex; microtubule. Gene Ontology annotation, molecular function: microtubule motor activity; microtubule binding; ATP binding. The coding region runs from base 145 to 2454 and encodes 769 amino acids. The record is from RefSeq and is a predicted model, not a curated record. NCBI's taxonomy places the organism in Eukaryota, Viridiplantae, Streptophyta, Magnoliopsida, Fabales, Fabaceae. Gene Ontology annotation, biological process: microtubule-based movement. The transcript is spliced from 5 exons.